Molecule: messenger RNA, 1057 nt
Organism: Neocloeon triangulifer
Lineage: Eukaryota; Metazoa; Arthropoda; Insecta; Ephemeroptera; Baetidae
Product: RRP15-like protein
Exons: 4
Coding region: 256-1032 (258 amino acids)
Biological process (GO): maturation of 5.8S rRNA; maturation of LSU-rRNA
Cellular component (GO): preribosome, large subunit precursor
Source: RefSeq, a predicted model, not a curated record
CCAGAGGUCGGUGCAAAAAAUUAAAAGAUUCGGUGGAAAAGUCGCACGGAAUUGCAAAAAUUAGUGCGCUCCAUGUAAGAACCAUUGAACCAGCAGGUUCACCAUGUUUAUGGAAACAAGGGUGGGGGAAGAGGUGCCGGACGUUGCCACAGGCUGGCGCUGAUGUCAUAUCAAUGGCAUGUAAAGUAAAUUUAGUAAAUAACACGACCACAUGUUCAGCGUGCAUCGUGUUAUCAAACAUCAAAGCUGUCAAAUAUGAAGAAAUCUCAAAUAAAGCGCAAGCCUGAGUCGGAUGCCUCUUCCGCUUCUGAGGAAAGUGAAGAAGAACAGCCUUCUGAGGAAAGUGAGGGAGAACAGCCUUCUGAGCCUUCAGAUAUUGAAGAGGAAAAUGAAUUGGACACACAGGAAAGCCCUGAGAAAAGGGCAAGGGUUGAUGACAACUCCGAGAGCGAAAGCGACGAUGGAUCAGUGACGGGCAACGCAGGUUGGGCGGACGCAAUUUCAAAUGUGCUCCGAACAAACAAGCCAAAGAAACAAAAGACUUUGAUUCUGUCACGAGCCAAAAAACUGAACAGUGGUUCUGUAGUGAAGGAAGAACCUGAAGAAGUAGGAUUUGAAAUUGAUGGGGAAGGGAAAGAAGAAAAGGAGGAUGAGGAUAAGAAAGAGGAGAAGCCAGACGUGAAGCCAAUUUUGACUGCUGCUCAGCUUCGAGAUCAAAAAUUAAAGAAAAAAACUUGGGACACGAUGUGUAGGAGCAAACCCAACGUUCUAGGAAUGAACAGAGAAAAGGCUCUUGGAAAAAUUGCAACUCGAGGUGUCAUCCAACUGUUGAACGCAGUCAGGAAGCAACAGAAAGAUGUUGAAAGUCAACUUGAGGAAGCUGGAAGUUCUGAGAGGAAGAGGGACAAGGUCCUGAAAUCGGUAGAUAAAAACAGUUUUCUAGAUAUUUUGAUGGGAACAAGCAAGAGCGUUCACCUUGGAAGAAACAAACUUGAAAAAGACGAAGAAGUUGAUAAUUUUGAUUUGAGCUAAUAAAAUACUAAGGUUAUAAUACUAA